Messenger RNA from Alternaria atra, 603 nucleotides. RefSeq lists its product as uncharacterized. Bases 1 to 603 code for a protein of 200 amino acids. Lineage: Eukaryota; Fungi; Ascomycota; Dothideomycetes; Pleosporales; Pleosporaceae. The transcript has a single exon. The record is from RefSeq and is a predicted model, not a curated record.
AUGACUGCUGCAGGCAAUGAAUACAGCGGAGAAGAGGUGAUGAAGCUUCUGCUCGAGCAAAGAGGAGAAGAUGUGCAUAUCACAGAAGGAGUGGUCAUGACUGCUGCAGGCAACGAAUACAGCGGAGAAGAGAUAAUAAAGCUAAUGCUUGAGCAAAGAGGGGAAGCUGUGCAGAUCACAGAGGAAGUAGUCAAGGCUGCUGCAGGCAACGAAUACAGAGGAGAAAAGAUUCUAAAGUUUCUGCUUGAGCAAAGAGGGGAGGAUGUGCAGGUUACAGAAGAAGUAGUCAAGGCUGCUGCGGAGAAUAGACGGAGAAGAAACGAGAUUAUGAAUCUUCUGCUCAAGAAAAGAGGGAACAAUACCUGCAUUAAAGAUGGAGCAAUACUGCAAAUCGCAGCCCUAUUUGAUUACGCAGCGUUAAGAGUUGCGUUUGAGCGAAAAGGGGAUAACAUCCAGAUCACAGAAGAGCUAGUUAAAGCUGCUGCAGGGAAUAGAUGGAGAGGAGAAGAGAUCAUGGGGCUUCUACUUGAGCAACGAGGGGAGGAUGUGCAGAUCACAGAAGAAGUGGUCUAUGUUCCUGCGAGCAACCGACAUAGCGCAUAA